AUGACGCCUCCUCCCGUUCCCCGUGCUCAACCUGGCGAACACCAGUUCUGGACUGAUCCUAUUCUUUGCAAGGAGACUCAAGUUAGAGUGGGACAUUUCCGCAGUCUUAGAUGGCUUCCCACAAACUUCAAACCCAAGACCCCAUCAAUAAGAUAUGAUUUAAGUCGACAGGCGCCCCAACACCUUGAGCGGGAUGCAAGGUUUGAGGAUGAUAUUGGUUUUUAUAACUACCGUCUGUGGGCUAUAAAAAAGGUUAAUCGGAACUUUACCACCCAGGAACGGCAGAGGGUGCUUGGCCAGUCUGGUAACGCGGUUUUCGAAAAGCACUAUCAAUCGCAGUUUAUCUACCGUGAUCCUCAACCUGUAGUUACGCCUCAGAGGAGGAGAUUGAAAAUAUAG
Molecule: messenger RNA, 399 nt
Organism: Aspergillus calidoustus
Lineage: Eukaryota; Fungi; Ascomycota; Eurotiomycetes; Eurotiales; Aspergillaceae
Source: the annotation of a GenBank genome assembly